This is a messenger RNA of Ostrea edulis (European flat oyster), 2132 nucleotides long. RefSeq names its product protein draper-like. The record is from RefSeq and is a predicted model, not a curated record. Bases 118 to 1830 code for a protein of 570 amino acids. The transcript has 11 exons. Lineage: Eukaryota; Metazoa; Mollusca; Bivalvia; Ostreida; Ostreidae. Gene Ontology annotation, molecular function: scavenger receptor activity.
AAACAAAAUAAUCAGAUACAAGCGAAACAGUUGUUUCUUGUUUGUAUCAACAUUUUUUCCUCUCCUCGCUUGAUCGAUGUUUCAUGUCGGAUCACUGUGCGCUGAUAAUUGUUUAAAAUGAAUAUGAUCCUGAUCUUCCUUUUAUCAUAUGCGGUCGUUUCCAAAGUAACAUCAUAUGAAAACAUUGCUUCGGGAAAACCUGCACAGCAGCUGUAUCCCUAUUCUGACUCAAGGUGGGGAGCUGAUAAAGCGGUGGACGGACAGAAAUUAGACUUUUCUGCUGCAGGGGGACAAUGCACGAUAUCCACCAAUGGAGCACAAACAGCGAAGUGGUGGGUGGAUCUAGGAGGUGUCCUCAGUAUACGUCACAUAACUAUAUACUACAGGACGGACAAUUUAGCCUGGGAUUUCGAUAAUCCGCUUACCACUCGAUUCCUGGGUUUCUCGGUAUACAUAUCGAACACAACCAACAAAGAUGACGGGGUACUGUGUUUUAAAGACUUCGAGUACACCAGAGCCACAAUACCGAACCCGACAAACAUAACAUGUUCUAGACACGGACGUUACGUCAUUUACUAUAACGAGAGACUACAGAUUGUCACCUAUCCUCCUGACUAUUCUACGUACGCAUACAACGAACUCUGUGAAUUUGAAGUUUACGGUUGUCCAACACCAGGCGUUUAUGGAGAGAACUGUGAUAUACCGUGUCCUCAGAACUGUCAGGAGAGACACUGUGACAUUGUGACUGGAACCUGUCUGGGGUGUAUUCCGGGAUAUAAGGGGUCUUUCUGCGAUCAACCCUGUGAUAAUAAGAAAUACGGCCUGGAGUGUAAACAGAACUGUGACAACUGUAGCGAUGGGGAACAAUGCAAUCACGUGAACGGAAGUUGUCCAAACGGAUGUGACGUCGGAGCUCGAGGCGAUAAAUGCGAUGAAGAAUGUUCUAGUGGUUGGUAUGGAAAGAAUUGUGCUGAUGCAUGCAAUCCAAGUUGUAGAGGUUGUAACAGAUUUAAUGGCAGGUGUGAAUCUUGUCGUUUUCCGGGAUGGAAAGGAACAAUGUGCGAGAAAGAAUGCGACGGGAGAAUGUAUGGAGAAAAUUGUACACAGCCCUGUGGUCAAUGUCGGAAUUUAGAACAGUGUCACCACAUUAACGGAACAUGUUUAAACGGCUGUGUCAGAGGAUAUCAAGGCUGGGAAUGUACUGAAGAAUGUCCAGAAGGUCGCUAUGGUUACAACUGCCAAGAGAGAUGUAACAUCAACUGUGGAGUCCCUGGGAGAUGUGACAGAGUAACAGGACAGUGUCAGAAUGGAUGUCAGGCGGGGUGGAAAAAUCACAAAUGUGAUUCAAAAUGCGAUGGUAAAACAUUUGGACUAGGCUGUUCUCAAGUGUGCGGAGUUUGCUUGGGUAACGAACAGUGUCAUCACGUAAACGGAACGUGCACCAAUGGAUGUGACAGGGGUUACACAGGAAUCAAUUGUACACAAGAAUGUGAGAAUGGGUUAUAUGGAUACAAAUGUAACAAAUCAUGUGGACAUUGUUUACUUCCGGAACAGUGUGAUAACAUCAACGGAAUAUGCAUGGGUGGAUGUAAAAGUGGUUUUCAGGGAAUGUUCUGUACUGAGGUUGAUGCUACGAACAGACCAUCUUUAGAACAGUUAAAAGAAGAAAACUUAAAACUGGACAAUGUGCGAUUGAGGUAUGAAAUAGAAAAGCUGAAAACAGAAAACGAAAUCAUGGCCAUCCAGAAAGAGUUCUUGUUAUUAAAGAAGUCGAAAUUAGAAUGUGAAAUUCAGGCAAACCCCCAUCUCGACUGUCAUGGAAAACAAUAAAGAAUAAAAAUACCCUGCCCUUCUUCUGUAUAUACACAUAUGCUUGUAUUGUAAUUUUUUAGAAAAUAGUUGUCCAGGUACAUAGUAUUAAAAUAUAUAUGAUAUGAAUUUUAUUUCUGAUAGGUCAUUUUGAAUUACAUUAAAUAUUAAAACGUGUUUACAUACAAACCAAAUAUUCAGCUUGAUUAGUUAUCUUCAUUUAAUAGGAAGUUUUGCUUUUUGGGAUUCCUACUGUCUGUACAUAUAAUAACAUUAUGUAUUCAGUUAAUAUGUGAAGUUUUAAUUAAAGUGUUGUAUAGAUA